AUGAACCUCAAGUCUUCGACAUCGGCGCCUCAGCUUGUGGUCAAAGGCAGCCGGAUCAUGGCUAGAAAUGACAGCUGCCUUCUAGUGAGGCACACCCCGCAUCCCAGAAGAGUCUGCCACAUCAAAGGUCUGAAUAACAUUCCAAUCUGCACUGUGAAUGAUGAUGAAGAUGCGUCGGGCGGUGGUGGCCAGCCUGUCCGUGUAGACAAGGAUGAGAAGCCUUGUGCCAAGUGCUGCUGCCUACCUAGCACUGCAGCCCUGCAGAGCCCCGUCAGAGGCCUGUCACCAGCUUCAACCAGUGUCAGAGUGCCCCCACGGCCUCAUUCUGAGCCCAGUAGACAAAUCAAAGAGUGCUUCAAAACUUCCGAUGAGAAUCCCUUAGUAAUUGAAAAGGAAGAAAAUAAGGCCAAAAAGCCACCAUCACCUCCAAAGGCAUCCUCUACUGCUGGUUCCUGUUCUUCGGGGAUGACAAGCACCAAGAAUGAUGUCAAAGCGAACACUGUUUGCAUACCAAACUAUCUGGACCAAGAAAUAAAAAUCCUGGCAAAGCUCUGUGACAUUUUACGUACUGAUUCUCUGGCCGAAGUUCUACAGUGGCUGGUUCAUGCAAGUUCAAAAGAAAAAGAGUGGGUCUCAGCUUUGGUUCACUCGGAGCUGGCGGAGAUAAACCUGUUGACUGCUCGCAGAGGACACACGUCAAAGGAAGCAUCCUCGGAGACUGGGAAGCCACUCACGGUGAACUCACCACCCGCAGUUCAAUCGCCCCCAAAGUCACCUGCAAAACCAACAGCGCUGAGCAGCAUCAGCGAAGAACAUGAGCCAACCAGAGUGUCGAGUCAAGGAUCCGAAGGGAAUAAGGAAGUGCCCAAAGAGGCUGAGCACAAGCCCCCAUUGUUUAUAAAAAGAAACAAGAUGAAAAUACCUGUUGCAGACUAUUUCAGCAAACCAAAGUCUCCUCCCAGGCCUAAUUCUCUGGGUUGUGUAUCAGCAAAGCCACUGUCAGCAAGGAGUAUACAGCAAGGAUAUAAUCUCUGUCCCCAAAGAGCAUUUUAUCCUUCAACAUACCAAAGAUAG
Lemur catta (Ring-tailed lemur) is the source of this 1074-nucleotide messenger RNA. RefSeq names its product chromosome 24 C4orf17 homolog (gene C24H4orf17). The coding region runs from base 1 to 1074 and encodes 357 amino acids. Lineage: Eukaryota; Metazoa; Chordata; Mammalia; Primates; Lemuridae. The record is from RefSeq and is a predicted model, not a curated record. The transcript has 8 exons.